Molecule: messenger RNA, 1429 nt
Organism: Hydra vulgaris (swiftwater hydra)
Lineage: Eukaryota; Metazoa; Cnidaria; Hydrozoa; Anthoathecata; Hydridae
Product: solute carrier family 35 member G1
Cellular component (GO): membrane
Source: RefSeq, a predicted model, not a curated record
CGUGUACUUGAUUACUACAUUUAAUUUAAGAUUUUUAAAAGAACUUAGGAAAGUAAGUGAGUUGAAAAUAACCAUAUGGUUUAAAGGAAGUCAUUAAAUUUUCAAAUGCUGUUGUAAUGUAAUUAAUGUAAAAGUUGAUAAAUAUGAACGUUUAAAAAACAAAACAAUUCCGAGCAAAUCGUUACGUUAGAGUUUUAACUUUUUGAGCAAAUAUGUUUCAGUUUUUCAGCAAAAUAUUUGUAACAGAAAAUGGAUUAAAUCAGCGCAGUGUUGGAUUAGCUCUAAUGGCUGCUGCUGGUUUAUUUCUAACACUUGGGAAUGUUCUUGUGCAAUAUAUUUAUCAUAUCUAUAAAGACUUUUCGACUUAUGAACUGCUUUUUUUAAGGAGUUUUAUCCAGUUACUAUUUUGCAUAGUUUUUAUGCUUUCCCGAAAAGUUCAUCCAUAUGGUGAGAAGAAGUUAAAUCUGUUAUACUUAUUUUUUAUGGGAGUUGUUGAAGAUGCAGCAAUAAUAUUUUUUUAUCUUGCUCUCCAACUGAUACCCAUUGCAGAUGCAACUGUUGUUCAAUUCACUUCACCAGUUUUUACUGUGUUUUUUAGUUACAUAUUGUUGCGCAAAGGUUGUGGCAUAAUUGAGGUGCUUUGUGGCUGCAUAAGUUUCUUUGGUGUUGUAGUUAUAGCAAAACCAGAUUUAAUUAUGCCUGAUAAUGGAAUUGUUCCAGUAAAUCAGUUGAGCAAUAAUAUUACAUCUGUAUUUCAAAACCCUCAAUACAUGCUGGGAAGUGGUUUUGCUUUGUUAGCUGCAAUGUCUAUAAGCUUAUUUCUCAUACUAAUAAAACUUCAUGGAUCAAAGUUUGAUAUCACACUUACAGUAUUUUAUCCUAGUUUUCUAGGAAUUAUUAUUUCUCCGAUUGCAAUGCUUAUAAGACAUGAUCAAUUUUUAUUUAAAGAAAUCAAGGCACAGCAUUGGUAUAUAAUUGUUAUUUCUGGCAUUGUAUUCUUUAUUGGAUUAAUGUUAAUGGCAGAAGCAUUGCAGUUGGAAGAUGCAGGUCCAGCAAUUUUAAUUCGGAAUUGCGAUGUUAUUUAUGCCUUUGUAUUACAAUACUUACUAAUGAGUCAAUUGCCUUCACGGAGUGCUUUGUUAGGAACAUUUAUAGUUUUAGGAUCAUCAAGUGUAAUGAUCCUCCAUAGGGUGUUUAAUCUGCAACAGCAGUGUUGUAAUGAAUGUUGUGGUAAUAAAUGCAUUAAUCAGGAGCCAAUUCAAGUUGAGGAAGAAAAACAUUUUAUGCUAAAUGAAUUUGUUGAAGAAGAUGAAGAAUUGAAUAAUUAAAUGAAAAUAAAAAGUCUAAUAUAUUUAUUAAAAAAAGAUUAGCCUUUCUUUAAAAUUUUAUUUAUUUAUGGUGCUUCUGGAUUAUUUAUAUAUGUGUAUAU